ACGCUGGGCGCUGACGUCAACACACGAGCCGGAAGAAGAUUGAGGCGCCAAAUUUUGUAAUAACCCUUCACUGGAAAAAAAGAAGGAAAGAGACGGAAUGAAUUAUGAAUUUUAAAGGAAAAGUCACCGGGGAGUCAAGCAGCAACAGUGAUGGAGAUGCCAUCAAGGUGUUUGUUCGGGUUCGACCGUUGACUCAAGGCACGGGGUUAACAACAGAUGGCGAUCACAGCUUGUGUCUGACAGUGACCUCUCCUCAAACUGUCAGACUGCACUGCAAACCUGAGCCAAGAAACUUCACAUACGACCAUGUAGCUGAUAUGAACACAAGCCAGGAGGAGGUUUUCUCCAGUGUGGCUAAAAACAUUGUGCAUUCCUGCAUUAACGGAUACAAUGGCACCAUUUUUGCCUACGGACAGACGGGUUCAGGAAAGACCUUCACCAUGCUGGGUCCAUCAGAGGUGGAUAAUUUCUCAGAUGAGCUGCGUGGUGUGAUUCCUCGUAGUUUCGAGUAUCUUUUCUUCAUCAUACACAGAGAAGUGGAGAGGUCUGGUGGGAUGAAGAGUUUCCUGUGCAAGUGUUCAUUCAUAGAGAUCUAUAAUGAACAGAUAUAUGACCUGUUAGACAGCGUGUCCACCAGCCUGUUUCUGCGAGAGGACAUCAAACGGGGUGUGUUUGUAGAAGGAGCCGUGGAGAAAUACGCAGCAUCUGCCGCUGAGGCUUAUCAGGUGUUGUCUAUGGGCUGGAGGAACCGGCGAGUGGCAUCCACAUCAAUGAAUCGAGAAUCAUCUCGCUCGCAUGCCGUGUUCACCAUGACGCUUGAAUCAAAGGAGACCAGACAGGAAGUGGUCAACAUCCGCACUUCUCAGCUCAACCUGGUCGAUCUCGCUGGGUCAGAGAGACAGCGGGACACACAUGCAGAGGGUUCACGUCUUAAGGAGGCGAGCAGCAUAAACCGGUCACUGAUGUGUUUGGGUCAGGUGAUCAUGGCCCUGGUGGAUGUGUCCAAUGGAAAGAACCGUCAUAUCUGCUACAGAGACUCCAAACUGACCUUCCUGCUCAGGGACUCUCUGGGUGGAAAUGCUAAGACUUACAUCAUUGCUAACGUUCAUCCUGGCUCCAGAUGCUUUGGAGAGACACUGUCCACCCUGCAGUUCGCACAGAGAGCCAAGCUCAUCAAAAAUAAGGCUAUGGUGAAUGAAGACACUCAGGGUAACGUCAGACAACUGCAGGCAGAAGUCCGAAAACUAAAGGAACAGCUCGCAAAUGCUCUUUCACAAACGCAUAUCACAGAGAUCACACUAGCAGACCAACACACAGGCCAGUCUGAUAUUGAGGUUUCCCAUAAGGCGCAGUUUGUUCAGGCCAUGCACUUCUGGAAGAAAGGACAAGAGGAGAAGAAGGCUCUUCAGGAGAAGGUUUCUCAGCUGCAGGCUGCCUGGGCUCAGAAGGAGAAGUUCAUUCAGUCCAACCGUAUGAUCCUGAAGUUCAGAGACGAUUACAUUGCUCAGCUGAAGAAAGAGCUGCAGAGCGGCCAGAGAUCAGAACCUGAGGAGCAGAUCCGUCAGCUGCAGGAGGAGAUACGACUGCUGCGAGAUCAGGUGGAGCAUCACCCGAGGAUUAUGCGCUAUGCAGCAGAAAACUGCGGCCUGCGGGAGGAGAUCAGAUAUCUACGGUCUCUAGAUUCAGUCAGAUCUGCUGGUGAGAUUGAAGUUCAGUCUUUGACCGCACUGGAGAAAACCUUCCUACAACUGCUGGAGGCUCAGACAACAGAUGACACCACUGAAGAAAUCGAGACUCAUCAGACCAGGCAACAUUUUUCCAGUCUUCAACUGUCCAAUUUUGCUCCGCCCACCUACUCCACACCUGUUACCAUGGAAACAUUGUCAUCAAUUUCUGUGGAGAGGAUGAAGGUUCAGCUGCUGCAGAAACAGUCUGAGCUCACUGCAACAGUUCAGGCCUUUGAGGAGUUUAAAGAGAUCAACAAAAAACAGCUGGCCGAGUUGGAAUCUGAGAAACGGUAUCUUGAGAAAUCCAACAAACAUCUGGAGAAGAUUCUGGAGGCCACUAAAGCCUACAGCAAACAGGAAGUGUCUCAACUCAACAAGAUUCACGCUGAGACCAUCAAGAUCUUAACUACACCCACUAAAGGCUAUAACCUAAGGAACCGGCUCGUGCCGCUCUCCAGCCCGGACCAUCUGAACGGACAGGUGGGAGAAGUUGAUGACAUCCAGAAUGAACAGCCGCCUCCUGAGAUGAAUGAGCUGGCCUGUGAAGCGCUCACUGAAGAGCUCAAGCAAAUGCAGGAACAGGCUCUUCGUGUUCAGGGUCAGUUAGAUGACGAGGAGGCCAAGAACAGGAAACUGCUUCAGCAAAUCAGCAAGCUGGAAGAACAGCUGACCACAGUAACCGAGCAGUCCAGUUGCACCGAGGAGAUGUUUAGCGCUGAGCGGCGUUCACUCCUGGAGGGACAGGAACUAUUUAAGGAACAAAUCAGGAUGCUGGAGCAGCAACUGGAGGAGGAGAAGAGAGAGAUGGACGUGGUGCGCGUGGAGGUGCGUGACCUGCGCGUGGUGCUGCAGUCCUCUGAUAAACAACUGGAGGACACCCGUACAGAGCUGCAGAGGGAGAAAGCAGAACACGAGAGAGAGAACACACAGCUGUCAAAGAGUCUGAUCAGCACACAGCUGGAUCUGGACAACGUCAGGUUGGAAUGGGAGCAGGUGUUGGAAAAGCAGCGUGUCCUCCAGGACGCGUUUGACACGCUGCAGGCCGAGUUUCAGUUUGAGCUGGAUCAGCACCGACAGCAGAUGGAGCUCAAGAACCAAGAGUGUUCGCAACACCAAACCCAGAUCAGUGAGUUGCAGCAGAGUCUGCAAGUAGAGAAAGAGCAGAACACCAGUGUGAGAUCCCAGCUGACUGCACACAAGGAGAGUAUGUCCAAAGAGCUUGUGCACUCUGUAGAGGAGAACGCCUUGCUGAAGAAACACAUUACUGACCUGACAAACAAAAACCAACAACAGUGUGAGCAGAUUGAUGCUCUGCAGCAGAGUGUGUGUUCAGCCAACAUCACCAUCAACAGCCUCAAUCAGAAGAUUGAACAGGACAAAGAUGUGGUGCUGGAGCUGAUGCUGGAGACCAGAGAUCUUCGCAGCGAAGUUGCUCAGAAAGAUCAGACUGUGUGUUCACUACGUGGGGAGAUCGCUGACAUCAGUGCUAAGUACAGCACCGUGUGCUCUGAGAAAGAGCAGAUGAAGGAGAAGAUCUUACACAUGGAGAACGAACUACAGGAGCUGCGUGAAGCUUCAGAGAGACGCCUCGCCUCUGACCGCGUAGAGCUGGAGCUGAUACAGGAUGAUUUGGCAUACGCUACAGAUGAGGUGGAGAGACUCAGUAAAGUGGUGAAGGAACAGGAAGCUUUACUGGAAAAUUCAAAGACCCUCAACAUCGAAAGAGAAAACAAUGUCAACACGCUGAAGGAACAGGUAAAAAAGCUGAACGAACAGAUUCACUUGUUGAAAAUGAGAGAAUCUGUCAAUCAAUCUUCAAAUGUCUCCUCCACCCCCAAAGGAAAAAUACAGACGCCCCACACCCCAUGUGGAUUCAGCUCGAGUCUGUCUCAGGUGUUGGAGUGUCAGGAGAGAGAGCUGGAGAGCCGGCGUUCCUCCAUGAUCACAAUGGAAGUUCUGCUAGAGGAACUCAACUCUGAACGCACAGCCAAGAACCAAGAGAUUGACAGAUUAAAAGCCCAACUAAAUGAAAAGGAGAUCAUUCGAAUGGAAAUUCAGACACUGCUGGACAAGUUUUACACCGUCAAGAAUCAGGUUCAGAAAAACAGCCAUUCACACGAAGACCUGCAGGAGGCCAUACACCUCUCUGUACUGAGAGAACUACAGGAAGAGCGCAAAAACAAAAGCUCCUUGUUGAUGCAGUUAACUGACACUCAAACAGAGCUGCAGCGUAAUGGAGUGACUCUAGUCCAGUCUCAGACGUGUGUGCAGGAACUGACCACUGAACUCAGGAAUCGCUGCUCGGAGCUUAGAGAUUUGCGACAGAAAGAGCAUCAACAUGAAAAAAUGCAGCAGGAAGUUGAGGUUUUAAGGAAGCAGGUGGAUCAUCUGGCUGAAGAGAAUGGGAAACUGUUGGGUCAUCAAAACCCCAAGCAGAAAAUCGAGUAUCUGGUCAAACUGAAGAAGGAAAUCACCAAACUGCAGGAGGAGAACAGCAAACUGAGACAAUGUCUUCACAUGGAAGAGAGUCCUACAGCAGGCCAUGUUAAUCCUUGACAUACUGGAUGAAAGCCAUCUUGACAAAGACCUAAACUUGAUCUUGUUUUUAAUGACUAAAUUACUUUUAAGGGUCAUCCUGAGCUGUUUUUUGGAUUCCUCUGAUGUCUGUUAAUGUUUUCGUCUUAUUCACCUUUUGUUUAUUUCUGUCAUUUUUUUCAUACAUGUAUCUGAAUGGUAGCUAUUUGUACACUGCAAAUUACUUAAAAUUGUUUUUCUAUGAAAUGUCUAUUAAAGCAACCUCUCAGUAAACAUUUCUUACAUAAAAGUAUGCUGAUCUUGUACAUCUUGCCUUAAUAAUAGAAAUGCAUUGUGAACUAUGAAAGUUUGUGUGUAGAAAAUGCACAGCUAGAAAGACCUUUGCAAAAAGACUAAUGGCUAUCCCAAGAUUUUUUGGGGGGGCAGUAAGAGCCCAGUGUGGGCUGUGAGACACCUUAAGUGAACCCUUAACCUUUGACCUGUGGUGUGUGUAUACGGUCAUGGCUAAAAACAUUGGCACCCUAAAGAGCCAAAAAGCAGUGAAAAAAAAAUCUGCUUUUAGGGCUACUGUAGAAACAACACGGUGAAUUGCAUGCAAGGGGACCUGCUGUGUAUGUAGAUAAAAAUGCUCAUUCUAAGGUAAUAAAAACACGCUUAUGUAAGCUCUUUA
Molecule: messenger RNA, 4932 nt
Organism: Triplophysa rosa
Lineage: Eukaryota; Metazoa; Chordata; Actinopteri; Cypriniformes; Nemacheilidae
Gene: kif15
Product: kinesin family member 15
Exons: 36
Coding region: 105-4283 (1392 amino acids)
Biological process (GO): microtubule-based movement
Molecular function (GO): microtubule motor activity; ATP binding; microtubule binding
Source: RefSeq, a predicted model, not a curated record